UAUCAAGACUAAAUAGAGCAAAGUGGCCGCGGGUAGAUGUCCUCUUCAAAUGAUAAGCAAGAUGGAGGAGAUUUACGGAUAAAAACUACGCAAGGUGAGACAUACAUCGCUGCAACUCAGAGGCCAGAUGGAACUUGGAGGAAAGCGCGUCGUGUGAAGGAUGGUUAUAUUCCACAAGAAGAGCAACCGAAGUAUCAGAAUCCCUCGCAAGCUGCGGCUGCUAGCCGAGGGCGAGUUGUGGUUGGAAUGACUCCGCGUGAAAUGAAACAAGCUACCAAAGGACCGAGGCAGCCUAUAGCAGCUGUAUUCAAACCAAAUGCGGCUAUCACACCACAGGAACAUAUACAAAAGAAGAUAGACAAAGUCAAAUUAAAAUUGACUGAAAUAGCUAAAUUGGAGGAAAGAAUCAACAGCGGUGAAAUCAUUCCACUUCCCAACCAAGUUGCAAAAGUCAAUCGGAAAGCAGAAUACGAAAGCGAGAUCGAAAAGCUUACGGAAGAAAUGGAGAAACUCUGAAUGUAAUCACUUCAUUAAUAUCUCUUCGAUUCUUGUUAACGAGAUUCGCUCACUCCACUGCUUGUUGUUGUCCUACUCGUCUC
Cylicocyclus nassatus is the source of this 599-nucleotide messenger RNA. The record is from the annotation of a GenBank genome assembly. NCBI's taxonomy places the organism in Eukaryota, Metazoa, Nematoda, Chromadorea, Rhabditida, Strongylidae.